ACUCCACUCCGGCAUGGCGGACAAGUCGACGUAUGUCACCCUUGCGGUGGCCGAGCUGGAGAACAACUCAACAUCAUCACUAGACCUCAACUACACGGUGCUGGGCGCCAAGGGCGGCAAGUCUGUGGCCGAGGCGCUCCGCGGCAACACGACGCUCACCUCGCUCGACCUCUGGAACAACAAGCUCGGGCCCGAGGGCGGCGGGGCGAUUGCAGCGUCGCUGAUGUCGAACACGACGCUCAAGGUGCUCAAUCUGCGGCGCAAUGAGCUUGGGGCGGAGGGCGCACUGGCCAUUGCGGCGUGCCUGGAGAACAACACGACGCUGACGGCGCUCAACCUCUGGAACAACUACCUCGGGCCUGAGGGCGGCAAGCACAUUGCGCGGACGCUCUCGGCCAACAACUCACUCACCACGCUGGACAUUUCCAAGAACAAGCUCGGCGCUGACGGCGGGCGUGCCGUGGCGGCCGCCCUCCACGACAACACCUGCCUCACCAAGCUCAACCUCUCUGUCAACUUUCUGGGCUUGGACGGCGCGGCGGCGGUUGCCGAGCUCCUGCGGCGCAACACCUCGCUGCGCACCCUCAAUCUGCGCAACAACAAACUGACCGACGAGGGCGGCGUCAUCCUGGCCAAAGCCAUGCGACGCAACCAGACGCUGCACGACCUCGAGCUCGCCCAGAACAACAUCGAGCCUGCCACCACCGAGCUCAUCGAGAACAUCCUUGAGACCAACCGCAAGCUCUCGCCGAUGACGCCGGCCCAGAUGGAGGCCGCAGGCGUGACGCCACCCGCGCCGCCGUCCGCGAGUGAGGACAGCUCGCCGCCGGCACCCGCUCCGGCCGCCAGCUCGCCGCCGGCACCCGCUCUGGCCGGCUCGCCGCCCUCGGGCUCGCUCCCGCUGCAGAUCCAGAAGCUGCAUCAGCUGCGCCAGCUGCAGCUCCCGCUCGUCGCCGGCCCGCACGGCCCAAGCGCCGCCCAGCGUGUUCUUUUCCCCGGCACACAGGCAGCCGCCCCCGUUGCCCGCAGCGCCGCGGCGCCCGGCGUCUCAGGUGCCGUCGCCGCCCAGGCUGCGCCGGCGUUGCAGCAGAUGUACUCGCUCACGCCGCAACAGGCCGCUCUCGCCCGCGAAAUCGCCCUCCAGCAGUCGCGCGGUGCCGCGCCCAUGCCCGCCUCCAGCUUUAACGCUGCCUUUGGCGGUGCCACCAUGGCCGUAGCCCCGUCUGGCCAGGCCCUCCACUGAGCGCGCCGCCCUGGCGCG
Molecule: messenger RNA, 1261 nt
Organism: Thecamonas trahens ATCC 50062
Lineage: Eukaryota; Apusomonadida; Apusomonadidae
Exons: 2
Coding region: 14-1243 (409 amino acids)
Biological process (GO): activation of GTPase activity; nucleocytoplasmic transport
Cellular component (GO): cytosol; nucleus; perinuclear region of cytoplasm
Molecular function (GO): GTPase activator activity; small GTPase binding
Source: RefSeq, a predicted model, not a curated record